Messenger RNA from Salvelinus sp. IW2-2015, 2336 nucleotides. The record is from RefSeq and is a predicted model, not a curated record. NCBI's taxonomy places the organism in Eukaryota, Metazoa, Chordata, Actinopteri, Salmoniformes, Salmonidae.
UCGAGGGCGAAAAAGCAGAGCUGUUCCGUGUUUUCUGCAGAAGGCGAGUCCAUUGUAGUCUAUUACUCGUCGAGAGGGACAUGUUCAUGUUAUUCUUAUAACAAACACCCCAAAUGCACUGUUUUGAUUACAAGUGACAUCUAAUCCUCAAAAGAGCGAGCACCACCUAUAGGAGAUCGAAAGUGGCUUUUUCAUGGCUCUGUAAACGGAUGCAACAAUAUGCGGAUGGUUUUUACAGCAUCUGGUACAAAAUCUCUGUUCACAUGCGGCAUUUUAAAAGGGAUAGAUAGACAGGAGAUGCCAAACGUCGAGUCACUGGAGAAUGAAAACCUACAUUGAAAGAUCACGUUCAUCUUUGGCCAUCACCACAUGUUAAAUGGAUACAGAAUGGGUAAAUAAUGACGCUUAUUAUUUUCAGUCAUUCGAUCAUUUAAGUGGGUACGACAAUAGCAGUCCUCUAGCACCUUUUCAAAAUAGAAAUGUAGCCACACGAUUUAACCCUGAAAUCACAGGCAACAAACGCAUAAAUAUGUGUAAUGAGGGCAAGAAAUAUGUAAAUAUUAUGUCCUUAUACUGUAGGCUGGAAAACCGGGUUGCUUAAUAAUACGGCAACAAAGACUGUGUUAAGUAUUUUAAAUGGAUAGUCUUGAUCGUGCCGUUUUGGACAUCCAUUUUACAAGUUCUAUCGUUUUUCUCUUUUUCAUAGAGCGCAACAUGUAGUCGAUUUCCUGUGUGCACUGUAAAAUCAGAAGUCCCGCAUAGUGCUCCGGGGUUAUUAUCAACUGAGGACAGAGGCGCAGUUUUCUCAAGCUAAAUAUUGGAAGGAAACGAAAGACAUUGCUCUCGGUAUCAGUCUGUCAACUGCAAAGAAGAAACGAAUCUAGGCCUCUUUUGCACAACUUGCACAAGCUGUCCAUAUUUCCAGUCAUUUUCCUAAAAAUCCCAGUUUUUCCCAACGUGGAUUGCUAGUCAAGCGUUAUCUCAGGUGAAGGGUGGCAAUGUAAACAAAGUGUUGUAUUCGAAAAGAAACAAAGCUAUAUUAUCGCCCCCAAUUUAUUCUUAGUGAAUUUUCCAUGGGCUCACAUGAGGAAAAUUAACAUGGUCCAGGAGACCCUUUAAAUCUCCUUUUGCCUUAGGCCUACAUUUGGAGAACAUUGGAUUGGUGAAUCAACUGACACUGUCAGAGGCGUGUAACUAACAAAUAUGUGAGCAAAGCUAUUCCAAAGUGCAGAUCCUGACAAUCAAGACACUACGUGGGAUUUAAAGGACAUUCGUGACACCUCAGGGCAAAAGGUUGAGUUUACACACAGGAGAAUAAAAGGGAACCCGAUGAGAGAGCACGAUGUAGGCCUACGUUUGAACCUUACAACAGUACCUUGAGGAAUUUUACACCUGCAGAACUACAAACAGAUUUCCACUUUUUUACGACUAGGUCACAGGAAGAAUACCAAACGUAGUCAUUAUUCACGAUGCCUCGCAACAGGGCCUUCUCUGAGCCGGAGUACUCAGCAGAGUAUUCGGCGGACUGCUCUGUGACCCUACCAUCGGACCCGGGCCAUGCCGUGGGGCGCACGCACGAGGUAACGGUUCGCAGCCAAGGGUGCUGCCUCUGCCUCCCACGCUUCAUGCGUCUCACUUUUGCACCCGAGUCUCUGGAGAACCUCUAUCAGACCUAUUUCCGCCGGCAGCGACACGAAACCCUGCUGGUUCUGGUUGUGUUUGCUGCCCUGUUUGACAGCUACAUCAUUGUCAUGUGCGCUGUGGUCUACACAGAUGAAAAGCUGGCCUCUGUGGUGGUGGCAUCAGUAGGCCUGGCAUCCGACAUCCUACUCUAUGUGUUGUGCUGCUACGGCCUGCUACCCGACCGCAUCUCACGACGUGUGGUGCCCUACGCCCUGUGGGUGCUCAUAGCGGCCCAGAUCUUCUGCUACCUGGGCCUGAACUAUGCCCGCUUCCACCAGGCCAGUGACACAGUGGGCUGGCAGGCCUUCUUUAGCUUCUCCUUCUUCCUGACACUGCCCUUGCGGCUCACGCCCAUUGUGCUGAUCACAUCCGUGUCGUGCGGGGUCCACACCCUGGUGCUGGGGGUCACCAUUGCACAGCAGCAGCAGGAGGAUAUCCAGGGGGCUGCCCUCGGGAGACAGCUGCUGGCCAACGUAGUGAUCUAUGUGUGUGCCAUCACUGUGGGCGUCAUGUCCUACUACAUGGCAGACCGGAAACACCGCAAGGCCUUCCUGGAAGCACGGCAGUCCCUGGAGGUCAAACUCAAUCUGGAGGAACAGAGCCAGCAACAGGUGAGACUGACAGACGGAGACAGGGAGGAAGUGUGGUUCUAG